This is a messenger RNA of Paraphaeosphaeria sporulosa, 1930 nucleotides long. RefSeq lists its product as uncharacterized. Gene Ontology annotation, biological process: intracellular iron ion homeostasis. The transcript has 5 exons. The record is from RefSeq and is a predicted model, not a curated record. The coding region runs from base 161 to 1747 and encodes 528 amino acids. Lineage: Eukaryota; Fungi; Ascomycota; Dothideomycetes; Pleosporales; Didymosphaeriaceae.
CAUUUCGCAACUGUGAACGACCACCGCACUAGAAGUGGAAGAUUGAUUGCUGAGACAAUUGACAGCUGUCGCGGCUACAGCACAGUGCUGCCAGUACAUCUUAGCGGCCCUGUCGAAUCACUAGACUUCUUCGAGAUAAUCGCGCAAGCUUUCCGAAGCCAUGAGCCCUCACGCCGUACCCAUGACCGACCCAGAAGAGCGCGCACCAGCGGUCCAUGAAGCCUUCACCGGCUUCGCACCUAACGCGCUGGACGAGAGCCACUUCCCCGCUUUCGAGAACCGGUCGCACCUCCGAUAUACACCAGAAGAGGAACUACACGAUUUGGUAUGCGUAGGAUUCGGGCCAGCCUCACUAGCCAUUGCAACAGCUCUACACGAUGCUAUGGAUGGGACGGAUCCAUCGCUGGACCUGCCCAACCUGCAGCGCCAACCACCAAAGGUUGCGUUCUUGGAGAAGCAAUCGGGAUUUGCAUGGCACGCGGGCAUGCUUCUCCCAGGCGCCAGGAUGCAGAUUACUUUCAUGAAAGAUAUGGCGACGCUGAGGAACCCGCGAAGCGAGUUCACGUUCAUAAACUACCUGCACCAGAAGGAUCGUUUGAUCGAGUUCACGAACCUAAACACUUUCCUUCCACAGCGAGUCGAGUAUGAGGAUUACAUGAGAUGGUGCGCCAGCUGGUUUGAAGAGGUAGUCCAAUACGACCAGGAAGUGGUCAAGGUCAUGCCGGAGAAAUCGGCAAGCGGCAACGGUGAAAUCAAGACGUUUGUCGUCACGUCCCGCAACUUGCAGACAGGCCAGAUUGAGUCGAGGAGAACGAAGCACGUGGUGAUUGCUGCAGGAGGCAGGCCGAACCUCCCUCCCCCUUUCCCAAGCAACCAUCCUAGAGUCAUCCACUCGUCCAAGUUUCACUACAUUUCGAGCAAGAUCUUGACCGACUACCAAAAACCCUACUCAGUUGCCGUCGUCGGAAACGGACAGAGCGCAGCAGAGAUCUUCGACUUCCUUCACACGCACUACCCCAAUGCUCGAACAAGGCUACUCAUCAAGCAGGGCGCACUACGUCCCAGCGAUGACUCCCCAUUCGUCAACGAGAUCUUCAACCCCAGCCGCGUAGACAGCACCUUUCACCGCGAGCCCACCCUCCGCACGACGGCCAUCGCCGACGACAAAGCGACAAACUACGGCGUCGUGCGUCUCCCCCUCCUCGAGCACAUCUACGAAACGCUCUACCUGCAGCGCAUUACCCACGGUAACACGCCCGCGGCAGAGAAGAGCUGGCCCCACGCAAUCCUCCCCUACCGCCUCGUAACCGCCAUCCACGACUCGCCCGCGAUCCCGUCCGGCCUCCGCCUGACCAUCCACGACCGGAGUCCGCUGUAUCUCUCCGACACGCCGAACGCUGCUGAGCGCACAGAAACCCUAGACGUCGACGCCGUGUUCGUGGCUACGGGGUACAAGCGCGAUCUCCACGAGACGCUGCUCGCGGACAGCCGGCAUCUGAUGCCGGGCGGCGACCUCAAGGACGCGCAGUGGAGCGUGCAGCGCGACUACCGGGUCAACUUUGCGGAUAAGGCGAUUGGGGCUGAUGCGGGCGUGUGGCUGCAGGGGUGCAACGAGCAGACGCAUGGUUUGAGCGAUACGCUGCUUUCGAUUUUGGCGAACCGGGGUGGGGAUAUGGUGAAUGCGAUUUUCGGGGGAAAGGGGAAGGGUGGGUUUGAGGAUAGGCGCGGGUAUGAGGCGCGUGCGUAGAAGGACGAGGGUAGAGGGAGGUGUGGUGUGAGCGUUGUGCAAAAAAUCAGGGUCUCAAGAAUUCGAAUCGUACGUUUAAAUGCAUUGCAACUGGUGUGUUCCGGAGGUUGGUGGCUGUCUGAUUCGUGAUGCUAGUGCAUGGUAGUCCAAAUGGGAGCGUGAGCACAAUGUGCAUUGCAAUGG